GCGAGGUUGGCCAUAAAAAUUUCUACCUAGUAGCUCUUGACAACACCAGUGAUAACCUGACGACAUGUUCCGCAGGUUGCGCCAAUGGGGGGAAGGCAUUUUGGGCAAUACCGAUGUCCACACAGAAGGGUCCUCCACCCUGAUGGAAUGAUAUAACAGAUCUGACAUUGACAUUGAUGCUUCAGCUCACGGACUUCAGUCUCAAGCCCACAGACUUCAGUCUCAAGCUCACAGAUUUCAGUCUCAAGCUUGCCGACCAGCCUGUCCUUUCUAGUCAUUUCUGCACACAGAUGCUGCACUUCUUCUUCCAGCGCUUUUCUCUUCGCAUGCUCCGCCUUGAAAAUGUCAUGAAUUCCCUGGUUUGUGGUUUCCUAUCUCAAUAUCAGCAAAGAAACGGCCCCACCAUGAGCCACACGGGGAAGAGUCUUACCAAAACAGUGCCCAAGUUGGGUAUUUUACAUUUUUUCGGUGGCUGCCACAUUUCGGAGGGUGCUGGGCCAUCAAAUAGAGCCUCAUACAUCGGAUAGCUGUAGUCUGUGCGGGGCCUCUUUCUUCACAGCUUUCACACUGGGGGCUGGUGUUCAUCCAUCUCCGCAUCUGAACUGAUGAUGAUAGUGUUAUGAAGCCCGUCGCGAGGACUAUCAGCUGACGCCAUGAUUAAAGGAUGGUUGUGCCCUGGAAAUGCAGCUCACUAGGAACAGCUCAUGCUGCAAGGAGGUGACUCCAGAUGCGAGGCUGUGGGUAAACAAAGAAGAAUGAUGAAGAGCACCAGUGGGGGAAAAUAGAUUCUUUUAUGUUCGCUCGGUCGCCUUCGAGUACACAAGGGCCUCCGGGCGGGUUUCAGCGGUGUAGGAUGGGAAGUGGAAAGGAAUUGAAAGAAAGAUGGAUUCAAAGGCGGGAGGGAGCCCAUAUAUAUACCCAGGGCCGGGGAAGCAGUCACGCGAGUUCAGGCUGUGCUGUCUCAUCUGUUGGGAGCCAAUAAGCCUCACUGAACAUGUGCAGGGGAAUAGCGUCGCAAAUUUUCACUGGCAGUCAACACCCUGAGACCCUAGGGAAAAGCCCUAGAACCGGAUGGGCUCGGAGUGAGAUGGGGAGAACAACCUUCGUAGCCAGUGAACUGGGGUCGUUAGGCGUGCUUUCCCUCUUCGAUUCCUUUCCGGUGAGGGAGAACCGUCGGCAGGUCUGGGAGGUAACAUCGUACGUGGAGGUAGCCAUGUUGUGAGAUGAGAUGAUGAGAUGCUGUUCUGCCCCGAUCCAGGCGGCACUUGACGUCUCUAUAUGUCCCACGUUCAACGCCCCCCUGCGAACAGAAUAGGUCGAGGAUAGGCAAAAUGGUAGCUGAGAUGUGCCUUGCGUGGGUCGCCAAUCAUCCACACUGAAGCAGCUGCCGAACCGGGGGAUGAUGCAUUGAAGGGGAGGACCAUCGCAGACAUACUCCUGGCUUCACCCUCAUGCCAUAUCGAGCCCAUGGACAUCUCGUUUCCAAUCACCCAACACGUAGCGAGAUUCGAGGCACAACUGCAUGUCAGCGCUUCUUGCCAGAGGGCGCAGCGAGAUGGGCGCCAGAUCAACGAACUUGAGCUCUCAUCCAGUCAAUAUUGAUCAGGUGGAAGGACAAUCCCACACCAAAUGAGCACUUGAACCAGUCAAAUCUGCCCCAAACCCUCCUGAUGCGCCAGGAAAGUUAACCGACCAACUUCCAGACCUUUCCUACGGUCAGUAGGACCGGGGCAAGAGGCAAGGGGCUGGCACGUAAUGGAGGCCGAGCUGCACCCAAUCCCAAUCAUUGAGGCUUAUCAUUUUGCAAUACACAUACCCACGGGUACGGCUUGGCAAUCCCAUGAUGGCUUUAUACGCGAGAGCAAGAUGAAGCAAAAUACAAAAUGCAGCUUGUGCUCUGCUCCUAUAAUUCCCGCUGGUUUCUGUCCACAGGGUGCUGGACCCUUUCCUCCAGUCAAUAAGGCGAGGGAUAAGGGGCAGGCAUGUAAUGAAAAGGCAGAACCUGACCCACAGCCAAUCAUCUGUCCUGGAAACAGUGCGACAACACCCCUGACUUCCCCCUGUGCUGCUUUUGUCAGAGGCGCAGUGAGGUAGGUGUAGGAGAAGCAGACUCCCCGCCAGUUAGAAUGGACCAGGUGGAAGGUAAUGCUGACAGGUGAUGCUGCCAGUCAAAUGAACAUGGUCUAAAAGGCUAUAAAAGGCACUUCCCCUCUCAUCUGAAUACAGCCUUCAGUCUCCUUCAAAAUCUUCUUCCCUCUUCAAGAUAUUUGCUCGUCUUGCUGCACGUCCUCAACAUGGAUAGACAAGGAACCGAGAACCCUCCUCCAUUACCCAGUCAGCAUCUGUCGCCCGAUGCGCAGCAAAAUUCUACCAUCCCAACUUAUCGCGAUGCGUUGGGUGACUUUCUCCAGAAGGUGCCAUCCCAAACCCAUGCCUCGGCCUCUUUUAACGUCCCAAACAAGCGGCUGUCUGUUGACAGGACCUCAAAUAACCUGUCUCAACAUUCUGGCGACAUCGAACCCGAAGAUAAAGACAAUAUCUCAGAUUCUGGGGCUACAACAGAACCUUUGGCUGAUGGCGUGUUGGAGAAUCUUCACUAUCGGUAUGAGGCGGGGGAGGUUGAGAGGAGUCCUAAGAUCUGUCAUGUCGGAGAAAAGGUAUUGCGAGACGGUAAUUAUGUUCGCAAUGUGCGCUAUGUGGUGGAAACGUAUCUCCCGGACAAUUGGCUCCCGGGCAAUGCCAGGCUCAAGCUGCGGAAGCAGGAGGAGAAGCAACAAAGAAAGAAAGAGAAGAUACAACGAAAGAAACGUCUGAGCACAUUACGUCCUCGACCAUCAACACGCAAUUAAUGGAAGAUGGGAUGUUCGCUUGUCAAUUAUGCCAACCAAAACACUCAUUUGUUUAUUUGAUAUUAUAAUACCC
Messenger RNA from Blastomyces dermatitidis ER-3, 2922 nucleotides. RefSeq lists its product as uncharacterized. The record is from RefSeq and is a predicted model, not a curated record. The transcript is spliced from 2 exons. Lineage: Eukaryota; Fungi; Ascomycota; Eurotiomycetes; Onygenales; Ajellomycetaceae. Bases 2295 to 2849 code for a protein of 184 amino acids.